This is a messenger RNA of Ornithodoros turicata, 1356 nucleotides long. RefSeq lists its product as uncharacterized. The record is from RefSeq and is a predicted model, not a curated record. Bases 112 to 798 code for a protein of 228 amino acids. The transcript is spliced from 7 exons. Lineage: Eukaryota; Metazoa; Arthropoda; Arachnida; Ixodida; Argasidae.
UCUGCUGGACACACUGCCCUCUAUGGAACCUACACCCUACUCGAGGCCACAGCCAACCGCAUAAUACACUUUGAAUUGGUCAAGGCAACUGAGGUAUCGAGCAGUAAUGCCAUGGAGAAGCACGGGUUACAGAGGUGCCUGGCAUUCCUUGAAUUGAAUGAUAUGGUCGUGGACACCCUUAUUACAGACCGACACACUGGAAUCAAGGCGAUGAUGAGGGACUGCUGCCCCCAGAUAAAACGUCGCUUGGAUGUGUGGCACGUUGUCAAAGGGGUAAAGAAGAAGCUAUUGGCACUCGGCCGCUCAGCAAGUCAUCAAGUGGUGAACUUGUGGGUUGAUAGCCUCGUUCGCCAUGCUUACUGGUGCCCAAAGGCGAGUGGAGGAGACGGCGACCUAUGUCUUGCAAAGUGGAUGUCGGCCCUCAACCACAUUGUGGACGUCCAUGAGCAUCAUGAUCCUGUCUACCCAGUUUGCUACCACGGUGCGACCUCGGAACCCCGUGAGUGGUUGAAGGAAGACAUUGAAACUUACAGGAAGGUCACAGACAUUAUUGCAGCACCUGCCCUGCUCAAGGACAUCCCUCAGCUGUCCUCACAAGACCAAACGUACGGUCUGGAAGCCUUCCACAGCGUCAUGCUGCACUUCACGCCAAAGACAUUUUCGUUCCAUGAUAAGGGAAUGCUAGCCAGGACACAACUGGCCGUACUUCACUAUAACGAAAAUGCCGACCGUGCACAAUUGGAAAAAGAGGGGUCCAAGCAGUACCGCCUGAAGACUUCAAAGGUUAAGAAGGCAUAGCUUGUGUACCUGUGAAGGAAGAUGCAACGUACGGCAUGUACCUGGCAGUGGUGCGUUGAACAAUAUGUGACGGCACUUACAGCAGAGGUGCUACGUCGCAUCAAACAGAAACAUGAAGAACCACCAGCAGUGGAAGCUCGCCCAGCACGGCCAGCCUCUUAAGGUGAAAGGCCAACAUUGGAAGAGGCUAUAGAACGUUUUCAAUCAAGGUUCCGGAAGUAAAUGUGGCUCCCUACUGGCUAUGAGACUUGACAGCAGACCUGGAUGCACCAGCCUUGUCUCCAACAAAAAAAAAAAAAAAAAAAAAAAAAAAAAAAAAACGGCCCUUUUCAGGGCCACCCAACUUUUGCCACAAGAGGAUUUGCCUUGCGUGCAGAUGACCCUUUCAGAGGAACAUUAUAGAAUAAUAGCCUUUUUGAUUGUUUACACACCGAGAACAUGAAAUAAUAUCGGUUUCUUUCCUUUCUUUCAAUAGUAGUCACCUGCAACACCAAGGAGCGUAACCACAGUGGGAGCCUACAAAAUGUAUCCUAACAAGGAAUAAAUGUCUACAUGCCA